AGAGGGUUUUACAUAUAUCAGAGUCUAAAUUCAAUGGCAACUCACAAAGGGUCCACUAUAGUUUUUCUGGUAUUGUUAUGUUCAGGAAUAUGUUCCGCUGCUAGAACUCUCUUCUCUUAUGAACAGAGUGCUGGCUACGGAUCAUACCACUCAGGUGCUACGGAUCAUGAACUGGCUUCUGGUGGUGGUGGUGGAGGCGGUGGCGGUAGUGGUGGAGGAGGAGGAGGUGGUUACGGUGCUGGAGGUGAUCAUGGUUCUGGAUCUGGAAGGGGAGCUGGAGAAGGCGGCGGUGCUGGAUAUGGAGGUGGAAGAGAAGGUGGUGGUGGUGGUGGUGGAGGUGGUGCUGGAAGUGGUGGUGGAGGUGGUGGCGGUUCUGGUGGUGCCCAUGGUGGUGGCUAUGGUGGUGGUGAAGGCGGUGGUGAGGGGGCUGGUUAUGGAGGUGCUGGGGGAUACGGUGGUGGAGGAGGUCAUGGUGGUGGCGGUGGCGGAGGUUCCGGUGCAGGAGGAGCCGGGGGAAGUGGAUAUGGGACUGGAGGAGGUUCUGGUGCAGGUGGUGGUUCAGGAGGGCAUGGUGGUGCAGCUGGUGGUGGCGGCGGUGGAGGUUCUGGGGGUGGCGGCGGCGGUGGAUACGGGGCAGCUGGAGGUGAACAUGGAGCUGCUUCCGGUUAUGGAAGUGGUUCCGGAAGCGGAGAAGGUGGUGGACAUGGUGGCUAUGCACCUUGAUCAAACAUGCAUGUGCUAUGUUCGGGGUUGAGUUGGUUCGGUUUAUCAACAGGGUUACAAAUAAAUUAAGAUUGGUAAAAAUCUGAUCUUAUGUCCGUGCGUGUAAAUCAACUUAUGAUGCAUGCAUGCAAUUAAUAUGUUUUCAAGAGCUCUAAGUAAACUUGUAAGCUCUUUCGUGUUAUCUGAUUAUAUUUUCACUUC
Molecule: messenger RNA, 924 nt
Organism: Daucus carota subsp. sativus
Lineage: Eukaryota; Viridiplantae; Streptophyta; Magnoliopsida; Apiales; Apiaceae
Product: glycine-rich cell wall structural protein 1.0
Exons: 1
Coding region: 34-723 (229 amino acids)
Source: RefSeq, a predicted model, not a curated record